AUGGCGAAGUCCAAGAACUCGUCCCAGCACCACCUUAACCAGAAGGCUCACAGGAACGGCAUCAAGAAGCCUAAGACUCACCGUUACCCCUCCCUCAAGGGUGUUGACCCCAAGUUCCGCCGCAACCACAGACAUGCUCUUCACGGCACCAUGAAGGCCCUGAAGGAGCGCAAGGAGGGCAAGCGCGAGGUCGCAUAA
This is a messenger RNA of Penicilliopsis zonata CBS 506.65, 198 nucleotides long. RefSeq lists its product as hypothetical. The transcript is spliced from 4 exons. Bases 1 to 198 code for a protein of 65 amino acids. Gene Ontology annotation, biological process: cytoplasmic translation. Gene Ontology annotation, molecular function: structural constituent of ribosome. Gene Ontology annotation, cellular component: cytosolic large ribosomal subunit; ribosome. NCBI's taxonomy places the organism in Eukaryota, Fungi, Ascomycota, Eurotiomycetes, Eurotiales, Aspergillaceae. The record is from RefSeq and is a predicted model, not a curated record.